AUGCAGCCAGAAAGCUCACAGUCAUCUUCAAUUAUAAAUGAUUUAGUUAAAUUUCAUUUUGCAAAAGAUUAUAAUACAAACGCCGUAAUAUAUGCAACAAUAAAUCCAUAUGAAAUAAGAAAUGAUUUUGAUUUGAAUUCAAAUCAAAUGAUAAAUUCAUUGAAAUCAUCAUUAAAUGGAAUUCAUGAAGCUUUACUUUGUAGAAAAUUAUGGAUCUUAAAAUUUUAUAGAAUUUCAAUAUUCAUAUCAAAUUCUAUUGAUUAUAAAAUUAUAACAUAUACGCCAUUUCCUAAAGUUCAUUUAAUUGAUAUAACCAAUUAUGAUGAUUCAACAAGUUUAUUAUAUAGGAAAACUACUUUAAAUGUUCAUAAGCGUGCUAUGAGAACAAUUGUAUAUGAUAGUGAACUUCAACUAAGUGGAUCCCAUUUAUUAGUUGUUAUCAAUUAUAUAAAUUAUAUCAAUGCGACAUUUAAAAUUAUAAAUACAGAAGUUGGAAGAAGUAACAUGAAUAUAAGCCAAGUUCUAAAAUUAGUGCAUGAUAAAAAAAUUGAUAUUUCUGGUCAUGGAACCGCUGUCAAUCGAAGAGAAUAUUAUGGAAAUUUCAAUCGUGUAACUAGUUCUUAUCCAUAUGAUUCAUCAUCAUUGUGUAUAAUGGUUCCAUUUAGUAAAGAAAUCGAACAAUAUUUAUACACAUAUUUACCUUUUGAUCCAUUUGUUUGGCUUACACUUGUUAAUCUUAUUUUUUAUAUGACAUUAAUUAAAAUAAUUAUUUUACAUUUAUCACCAACAGAUGAUUAUUCAAAAUUUAUUGGAUCUGCAUUUAGUACAAGUGUUUCUGAAGUUUUCUUUUUACCAACAUCACGUCCAAAAAAAUAUCAACUUAAUUUCAUUCAAAUGAUAAUAAUCAUUCUUCCUUAUAGUUUGGGUUUUAUUUUAUCAAAUGUUUAUAUGACAAAAUUAUCAAGCUAUUUAACCGUAUCAUUAUUUGAACCUCAAACAAAUACUAUCGAAGAUUUAUUAAAAUCUAAAAUCAAAGUACUAAUUAGCGAAACAAUUUUUGAAUUGACUGAUACCAAUACGAAAAAACGACAUCAAAGUAUAUUAAACACAUCAUAUGGAUACGUUAUUGACGAUGACAAAAUUGAAUUUUAUUUAAGUCAACAAAGAUAUUCGAAACGACCAAUAUUUCGCAAAAGUCAAAUUUGUCUUCAAAAAGGUUUAAUUGGUUUCUUUAUGCCAACUGAUUCUAUAUAUGAGGAGUCAUUCAAUCAUUAUAUUAUGAAAAUUAGCGAAACAGGAUUACAACAUAUAUGGAAAGAACAAUCCUUCAUUGACGCAUUCAAAUAUGGUGAAGGAAAAUUUUUAUAUAAAGAUAGUUCGUUAUUGCGUCAUGAUUUAUUAAGAUUACAAAACGUUUUAGGUGCAUUUAUACUUUGGGGUUCGGGAUGUUUUCUCUCAUUAUUAAUAUUUCUAAUCGAACGUUCUAUACCUUAUUUCAAGAACCAUUUUGCAAUACUCAACAUUUCUCAAAAGUAA
Messenger RNA from Condylostylus longicornis, 1536 nucleotides. RefSeq lists its product as uncharacterized. The record is from RefSeq and is a predicted model, not a curated record. The coding region runs from base 1 to 1536 and encodes 511 amino acids. The transcript has 5 exons. NCBI's taxonomy places the organism in Eukaryota, Metazoa, Arthropoda, Insecta, Diptera, Dolichopodidae.